AUGGUCGAAAGUCAAGAACAAGGUCCAUAUUAUCAAUUAAAUGAUACAAAAAAUCCUGACCUAUUACGUGAACGUCAAUCAGCAACAUUCGAUGUUGAAGAACUUACACAAUUUGUAUUCGGAGGUCCAAACAGCUAUUUUAAUGUAAAUAGACGACGUCAACUUACUCGGCUAGCUUAUGCACAUCCAGUUCAUGAUACUCAUUUACCAAUCGAAUAUCUAGAUGCGGAUGAUUAUUAUUCUGUACUUAUUCGUAAAAGUUUCAUUGCUAUUAAAGAAGCUGAACGUUACGGUAUAACAGAUAGAAAACUUCUUGGUUGGUUUGUAAGUGUUUUUACAAAUGGACGAUUUAUGUUUGGUUUACAUACAAGUAUGUUUCUUCAUACACUUGAAACAAUGGCUAGUGAUGAACAACAAGAAAAAUUUCUACCACUUGCACGUUCAUUUCAAAUUAUUGGUACUUAUGCUCAAACUGAAUUAGGCCAUGGUUCAAAUUUACAACGAUUAGAAACUGAAGCUGUUUUUGAUAUAAAUACUGAUACAUUUGUACUUAAUACUCCAACUAUAACAGCAACAAAAUUUUGGCCUGGUGCAUUAGGUCGAUCAACAAAUUAUGUUUUAUUAAUGGCACAAUUAUUUACACCAGAUCGAAAUCAUCCAGCCGGUUUACAAAUGUUUUUUGUUCAAAUUCGAGAUUUAAAUACACAUGAACCAUUACCAGGUGUGGAACUCGGAGAAAUUAGUACACGAUUUGGACAUGAAGUUGGUGAUAACGGAUAUCUUCGAUUACAUAAUGUACGAAUUCCACGAAAUCAUAUGCUUAUGAAAUUAGCUUAUGUUGAUGAACAAGGUACUUUUCAUCGACUUGGUGAUCCACGUCUUCUUUAUGGUACAAUGCUUGCUACACGUGUUAAUCUUUGUGCUUAUUUUUCAAUAUUACUUGCUCGUGCUAUUACAAUCGCAAUGCGAUAUUCAGCUGUUCGACGUCAAGGACAAAAUCCUAAUGGAAAAGAAACAUUAAUUCUUGAUUAUCCAUUACAACAAGAAAAAUUAGUACCAUGUAUAGCUACAAAUUAUGCAUUCUUUUAUGCUUUUAUUAAACUUGAAAAUCUUCGUCGAGAAAUUCUCGACAGUGAUACAAUCUUAUUUGAACUAUUACCCGAACUUCAUGCAGUAUCAUCUGGUUUAAAAGCAUAUAUGUCAUCCAUAGGUGAACGAUUUUCACAAACGUGUCGUGUUGCUUGUGGUGGUCAUGGAUAUUUAGUAGCAAGUGGAAUCAAAGGUUUAAAUAAUCAGCUUGAUGCAGGAUGUACUUAUGAAGGUGAUAAUUCCGUAUUAUAUCAACAAACAGCUAGAUAUCUUUUAAAAGUUAUGCAACAACUUGAUGAAAUUAGUGAAAUGGAAACGGAAUCAUCAAUUAAAUUUUUAUAUUCAACAACAACACCACCAGCAACUAUUAUUAAUCUUGAUGAUUAUUGUCGUUUAUUCGAAUGUCGAUCACAAAUGCUCUUAAAAUCAAUGUCUAAUCGAUUGAGUGAAUCAGAAGCAUCAACUUAUAAUAAAUUUUCAAAGAAUUCUAUUGAACUCGUACAUAUUUCAAAAGCUUUUAUUGAAACAGUUGUUUUACGAGCAUUUUAUGAUGGUGUACGUAAAGCAUCUGAACAUAAAUCGUUCGGACCUGUUUUUGAACAACUUUUUCAUGUAUUUGCAAUUCAUACAUUACGAAAUUCAGCAACUGAUUUUAUUCGAUUAAAAUUACUUACAGCUGAUCAAAUUUAUCAAUUAGAAACUUUUAAUUUACCAGAUAUGUAUGCACGACUUCGACCAAAUCUUAUUUCACUUGUCGAUGCUUUUGAUUUUCAUGAUAAUGAACUUAAUUCAUGUCUUGGUCGUUAUGAUGGUCAAGUUUAUGAAGCAUUAAUGGAACGAGCCCGACUUAAUCCAACAAAUCGACAUAAAGUUCAUCCAGUUUGGAAAUCAAUUAAACAAGAGACAAAAUCAAAACUAUAA
This is a messenger RNA of Adineta steineri, 2010 nucleotides long. Lineage: Eukaryota; Metazoa; Rotifera; Eurotatoria; Adinetida; Adinetidae. The record is from the annotation of a GenBank genome assembly.